Molecule: messenger RNA, 1013 nt
Organism: Gasterosteus aculeatus aculeatus (three-spined stickleback)
Lineage: Eukaryota; Metazoa; Chordata; Actinopteri; Perciformes; Gasterosteidae
Gene: rab6ba
Product: RAB6B, member RAS oncogene family a
Molecular function (GO): GTPase activity; GTP binding
Source: RefSeq, a predicted model, not a curated record
CGAGAGAAAAAGAGCCCCAUCACGGAGCAGCGCAGCAGCAGCGUGUUCCCAUCACGAGCGGGCUGAACGCAGAGCACCACCGCCGCCGCCGCCGAACUCAGGCUGUCGUCCGGUGUCCGCAGUUCCCCUCCUCCUCCUCAACAUGUCCGUGGGCAGUGACUUCGGGAACCCGCUGAGGAAAUUCAAACUGGUCUUCCUGGGGGAGCAAAGUGUUGGAAAGACGUCCCUGAUCACACGGUUCAUGUAUGACAGCUUUGACAACACGUAUCAGGCCACAAUUGGAAUUGACUUCCUGUCGAAAACCAUGUACCUGGAAGAUCGAACGUCUCCUCAGCUGUCUCUGUCUGAACCCCAGGUGAGGUUGCAGCUGUGGGACACAGCGGGCCAGGAGCGCUUCAGGAGCCUCAUCCCCAGCUACAUACGGGACUCCACUGUGGCCGUGGUGGUCUACGACAUCACAAAUGUGAAUUCCUUCCAGCAGACGUCCAAAUGGAUCGAGGACGUGAGAACAGAGCGGGGAAGUGAUGUCAUCAUCAUGCUCGUAGGCAACAAAACAGACCUGGCAGAUAAGAGGCAAAUCACAAUUGAGGAAGGCGAACAGAGGGCCAAAGAGCUGAGCGUCAUGUUCAUAGAGACCAGCGCCAAGACGGGUUACAACGUCAAGCAGCUGUUCCGGCGUGUGGCCGCCGCUCUUCCGGGAAUGGAAAGUAUGCAAGAAACAAGCAAAGAAGGGAUGAUCGACAUCAAUAUGGCCAAGCAGCAGGAGCCCCAGAACACUGAAGGCGGCUGUUCCUGUUAAUACUCAACAUAAAAACAAAACGUCAUCCUCACCACAUGCUUGUUAUGUUGCUUCCUAUUGGUUUACUUUGCACGUUGAGAAUCUGGCCUCCUCUCCUGACUAUUCGGUCCAUCGGUUGGAACUAGCAGUCCUACUAGUAGUGUAGCCUAAUUUGUUAAUGAAACUGCCAAAAAAGUCCUACAACCUGCAAAAAGCUAAAAAAAAAAAAAAAAAA